GUAUUAGCAAAAAAGCCAAAACCUUAUAAAAUUAAUUUAAUUUUAGAGCUAACAUAUCAGGAAUGGUCUCGAGUCCAUUCUAUAGUAAUACAAAAAUUUAAACGGUUUAAGGACCCUGAAGCCCGAUAUCUUAUAAAUUUGUUAGAUAAUAUCAUCCCAUUGGUUUUAGAUUUUUAUCCCAUUAUUUUUCGAAGCAGAAAUUGUGAAGCAUACUUAGAAGCAAUGUUUCGCAUUUGGACGGUUUUUCAUCAGUAUCAACAGAGACAUUAUAAUAAACUGCCAUUGAUGUUUUUAAGUGAUGUCUUUUACUGGUUCAGUACUGACCACCCUAUUUCACAAACUCUUACAG
This is a messenger RNA of Racocetra persica, 349 nucleotides long. The record is from the annotation of a GenBank genome assembly. NCBI's taxonomy places the organism in Eukaryota, Fungi, Glomeromycota, Glomeromycetes, Diversisporales, Gigasporaceae.